AGAGAGAAAAAUUCGUGGGUUUACUGUUCAAGGCAUAGGAAGUCGGGCUUCCUAGAUGUUGCCGAGUUGGGCUUAGUAUCCAUCCAAUCCAACCCUUAAACAAACACGCCUACGUGUUUUCUUUCUAAAAAACUCAAUUUUGCGAUCUUCCUUCCACCAAAAAUCGGCGACCACAGCUUCCAUCUGACGACGUCACCAUCGGACGGCGGCGCACGAACGUGAGGCGGAGACUCGGACGGCGCGCGAACCAUUGGACGGAGGCGGAGUCUUUCGACAGUCGCUGAGGUGGAGACCUCGACAAAUCCUAACUCUUUCACCUCACUUCAGUCGCCCCACCGUACAUACGCCACCGUUCUGAUCUCCCUCUACCGGCGGCCAGCGGCUUCCCACCUCCAACUCUAUUCUCUUCUCGUCACUUAUUAGAAGAAGAACCCUAGUUGAAGCUGAAUCUCUGUCAGAGCAUGAAAGGUGGAAGAAAGAACUUGCAGAGGGCAUCAGAGCAACAUAUCUCGAGCAUUGAAGAUGGUCAUAGCAUUAUGCAGGUUGUCUCAAUUCGUGGUUCCAAUCUAAUCGAGGAAACCAGGAUGUAUAUUGUUUGCCAGUUAUUUUGAGUGGGCUGCUUUUCUUUCUAUUGUGUGUCGGAAAAUCUUUAAUACCAUUUGCAUUCCUUUAAUCGUCUAGGUCAUGGAUGCACAAGGCGAGAAAUCACUCGCAUUAUUUCCUGCCAAGUUUCAAAAGAGUAUGUGGAUAAAACGAGGAAGUUUUGUUGUAGUUGAUGAAAGUGGAAAGAAGAAUGCUCUUGAAUCCGGAAGCAAGGUGGCAUGCAUUGUUUCUCGAGUUUUAUAUUUUGAACAAGUUCGCGAGCUUCAAAAAUCCCCAGAAUGGCCAGAGAUCUUCAAGAAUGCAAUUGUUGGAGAUCAAAAUGAAAAUCUGCAAGCACAAAAUAAUCGACCAGAAGAGGAUGAGGUCACUGAGGUCGACUCGAGCGACGAUGAUGGCCUUCCCCCUCUAGAAGCCAACACAAACAGAACUAAACCAUUAAUAUUACAACCAGAUACAGAAUCAGAGUCUGAUUCAGAUUCUUAACUUGUAUAUUAAUUUUAAUUCCAUACCUUUUGAAUUAAUACUAUGAGUAUUCAUUUUGAUCUUUUUGUUAAAUUUCGAUUUUGUACUGAACAGAAAUUUUUUACUACCUAUUUUUAAAUCUGAUAUAAUAAGUAAUCUAUACAGUUUAGAAUAUCCAA
This is a messenger RNA of Benincasa hispida (wax gourd), 1244 nucleotides long. RefSeq lists its product as uncharacterized. The record is from RefSeq and is a predicted model, not a curated record. Lineage: Eukaryota; Viridiplantae; Streptophyta; Magnoliopsida; Cucurbitales; Cucurbitaceae. Gene Ontology annotation, biological process: translational initiation. Gene Ontology annotation, cellular component: nucleus. Gene Ontology annotation, molecular function: translation initiation factor activity; RNA binding.